This is a messenger RNA of Colletotrichum siamense, 1140 nucleotides long. RefSeq lists its product as uncharacterized. Lineage: Eukaryota; Fungi; Ascomycota; Sordariomycetes; Glomerellales; Glomerellaceae. The coding region runs from base 1 to 1140 and encodes 379 amino acids. The transcript has a single exon. The record is from RefSeq and is a predicted model, not a curated record.
AUGGCCACUCUCCAGACACCCUUCCUGAAGCAAGCGGUUUCGGCGAUCACGACGGCCAAACCUCUUGAUGUAGCCGGAGGCUGCUUUUCCCCUGAUAACAUCCAAACAACUGGGGAAGUGCUCGAUGCCUCAAUCAACGAGACCCAACAUCAAUAUCAAGAAAGCCGAAGAUCCAACGAUUCCAUCAGCAGCGAAUCUAGCGACUCCACCUCCAUCAGUUCCACCAGAUCCAUCACCAGCGAGUCUUCCCUCGAAUCGUCUGACACUAUCACGGAGCCCAGCGUAAAGAACAUAACCUCCUCCGUGGAGACAACGCAAGAUACCUCUCCUGUAACGCAAGAUUCUUCGGGAAACACAUCCAGGAAGGGGUCCCGGUCCAGCAGCUGUGACCCCAAAGCCAAAAUUCGCAGGCAGGAGCGCCUAGAGCUCAAACAACUAGAGCUCAAAGAACAAGAUCUCGAUGAAAUAGUAAAGACAGUGGUCGAAGUUGAGCAGGCAAGACGCGAGUCCGUCCAAGAGGCCGUGGGACUUAUCAAAAAUUUCGUCAUGGGAACCUGGGAGACCGAGUGCGAGAACGGCCACGUCAAGAUCACCUGCGAUGUCACAAUGAACCGAAUGAUGGAGAUUGGUCGUCUGGAACAGAAAGAUGGGUGGCGGGAGUGUCUCAAGCUGGUCAAGGCACCCGUUAUUCACGACGCAAUAGGCCUGGGCCUCUGGCAGGAGCUGGCCAAACAGGUGCUUAUCAAAGACGCCCUGGAGAAAGCCGCUCGGGAGAAAGCCGCCUCAGAGGAAAAGAUGGCCGUGAUAGAAAGGUCACCGGGUGAUCUCUUCACGGGGACUGAUGCCCACAAGAGGAAGAGAGAAGGCUCUAUCCAACACGAGGAACGGAGGGCAGUGCCGAGGUUGGCGACGAAGUCCGACAUGAUCGAGUCGGCUCCAGCAGACGAGCAAGACAGUAGCAACAGCGACGUUCCUACAUCCCUCGUUAAGCUGAAUCAAGGCACAUGCCCGACGUGUAAGCGUACGUGCGCUUGUACGCCUGGCGCAAAAAGGGACAGCAUAUCGAGGCGCCUAUCUUUGCGAUUGACGAGUUCUUUUGGAGAUAUGGCGGGUGGUUAUGGAGGGAGAUUUACGGCGUGA